Messenger RNA from Penicillium subrubescens, 927 nucleotides. RefSeq names its product isocitrate lyase/PEP mutase family protein. Gene Ontology annotation, molecular function: catalytic activity. The record is from RefSeq and is a predicted model, not a curated record. Bases 1 to 927 code for a protein of 308 amino acids. The transcript is spliced from 2 exons. Lineage: Eukaryota; Fungi; Ascomycota; Eurotiomycetes; Eurotiales; Aspergillaceae.
AUGUCCUUGGGCUCAGGCGCAUCCAAUCUACGCAAGAUCCUUGCAGACCCCAACGGCUUCGUGACAGCUCCCGGUGUAUACGAUGGCUUGUCAGCGCGGAUGGCCCUUGGAGCUGGCUUCGAUGCUCUGUACAUGACGGGCGCAGGAACCGCCGCCUCCGUCCACGGCCAAGCAGACCUGGGCAUCUGCACCCUCAACGACAUGCGCGCCAACGCCGAGAUGAUCGCAAACCUAUCCCCCAGCACGCCCGUCAUCGCCGACGCAGAUACCGGCUACGGCGGCCCGAUCAUGGUCGCCCGCACAACGGAGCAAUACGCCCGCUCAGGCGUCGCAGCCUUCCACAUCGAAGACCAAGUCCAAACCAAACGCUGCGGCCACCUGGGCGGCAAACAACUCGUCGACACAGCAACCUACACAACCCGCAUCCGGGCCGCCGUGCAAGCACGCCACCGACUCGGCAGCGACAUCGUAGUGAUAGCACGCACCGACGCCCUCCAAUCCUUCGGAUACGACGAGAGUCUAGCACGACUCCGCGCCGCGCGGGACGCCGGCGCAGACGUGGGCUUUCUCGAAGGAAUUUCCUCGCGGGAGAUGGCCGUGCAGGCGGUUCGUGACCUUGCUCCGUGGCCGUUACUGUUGAAUAUGGUUGAGCAUGGAUCUACGCCGGCGAUUUCGGCGCAGGAGGCGAAGGAGAUUGGGUUCCGGAUGAUUAUCUUUCCGUUUGCGACGAUUGGGCCCGCGUUGACGGCUAUGCGGGAGGGGUUGGAGAAGUUGAAGAGGUUGGGGUUGCCGGGGCUGGAUCCCGAGUUGACGCCGCAGAUGUUGUUCCGGGUUUGUGGGUUGGAUGAGAAGAUGAAAUUGGAUGCGGAGGCUGGGGGUGCGGCGUUUGAGGGGGGUGUAGAUUUGGAGGAGAAGAAGAAGAAGUGA